This is a messenger RNA of Oryza sativa Japonica Group (Japanese rice), 2134 nucleotides long. NCBI's taxonomy places the organism in Eukaryota, Viridiplantae, Streptophyta, Magnoliopsida, Poales, Poaceae. The record is from RefSeq and is a predicted model, not a curated record.
CUCCCACUCCCCCCCAAAAAAAUCCAAACCGAGAAAUAAUAAUCACAAUAAAACUAAAAAGAAAUCCGGGCCUAACGGGCCGCGCGGCCCAACCCCCAACCCCAACGUAAUAACGUAUCAUUCCGCGUCUCGAACUUUCCACCUCUCCCAAAUAAUUUUCUUCUUUCCCCUUUUUUUCUCCUCUCCCCUUCGACUCAGUCUCGCACCGAAGAAGAAGAAGAGAGGAAGAAGACGCGACGAUUGACGAGUAAUCGAGCUCGAUUUGAGCACCCCCGCGCGCGGAUCCGCCGAUCUAGUUCAGUGGAGAUGAGUCGCGCACACGGUAGUCCCAGAUCGUUCUUCCCUGUGGGGAAUCCCUUUCGAGUUAUGUUUCCAGGGGGAGCUCACCUAUCUCGGAAGCUCCAAGAGUUGCUCGCUUCGUACGAGGAUGCCCUGGCAUUGAGCUUGAGGAAGCUCAAGCCGGAGGCCGCCUCGGAUGUCCUCACCUUGUCAUGGAUGAGGCUUGCAGUGGAUUGCUUGUCAGAGCUGCACACCAACAUAGCUAACCUGAUAACCGAUCUCGAGCUGCCUGUCUCGGACUGGGAUGACAAAUGGGUGGACAUUUAUCUCAACAGCAGCGUGAAGCUGCUGGAUAUUUGCAUCGCGCUGAGCUCGGAGCUCUCUCGUCUGGAUCAAGGGCAAUUGCUGUUGCAGUAUGCCCUGCAUGUGUUGGGCUCGGAGAGUGGCGUGCCGUCGCAGGAGCAACUCAAGAGAGCUGAGCCAUCACUUAGGGAGUGGAUGGAGCUGGUGGGCGUAAGAUGUGCAAGGCUUGUUAGCUGCUCGGCGACCUUGCAGGAGCUUGCUGGGAACCUUUCUCUGAUGAAGGUCAAGAACUCCGCGAAAGGGAAAGUGCUCAUGAGAGCGUUAUAUGGAAUCGAGUCUGUGACGGUGUUCGUAUGCAGUAUUUUUGUAGCUGUACUGUCUGGCAGCCCCAAGCCACUGGUGGAGUUGCAUGUCCCUGAAAAAUUUGGUUGGUCUCAGGCCUUCAAUGACCUUCAUACUGCAGUCAGUGAGGAACUCACAAGACAAUUAUCCGGUGGAAGUGUUGCAGCUGUAAAAGAGCUGGAAGAAGUUGAAGCAUGUGCUAGAAGGCUGCAUGUUUUGGCUAGCACUUCUCAGCUUGAAGAAGAAGCUGCCAACCUGGCAAAUGCUGUUAGCCAUACAGAGGAAGAGGUCAUGUCAGACAGCAUUGCGCAGGAAGGAGACCAUCACUGUGGUCUUAAACUUGCUGAUGACACUACCAGGGAGGGUGGAAUAGUAAUUUCAGAGAGUAUUGCAGAAGGGGGAACACAAGAAGCUGAAAUGAAGAAGGAUAUCAGCUAUGAAAAGGAAGUGGCAAUGGUUGAGAGAAUCAGUUACAAAGAGCACCAAGAUAGUAACGUAAAGCAGGCGAAUGGCAGCAGCGAUGAGAGCGCCCUGGUUGUUCCUGAGAGAACCAGUGUCCAGGAAAGCAAGGAGGAACUAUUAAACUGCAUAUCCAGCAUGUCGAAAAGCGCGGAGGGGCUCCGGCAUGGGUUGGACUCCCUAUCGAAGCGCGUAGGCGACUUCUUUCAGAUCGUGCUUACGGGACGUGAUGCAUUGCUCUGCAACCUCAGGAUCUCAGAUGCAGCAAGCAAGGUCGCCGAGGUCAGCUCUUGAUAUUUUAUGUAAGGUUUCUUGCCGUAUAAUGUUUGUGUGGCUAAGUGUGCGCCCAGCUUGGUAGCACAGCUUUGAACAUUGUGCUUCUGACCUGUGGCCCCUGCUCAGCCCCACAGAAACUAAGCUGGGGCCACAUCUCAGAAGCAUUGUGCAUAGUCCUGUGCUGCUAGUUGUGCUUGUGCCGUGCAAAUCUUCUAAGUCCAUCGGCAUCAGGCUCUGUGACUGUAAACUCAGCCUUGUCAAGUCCUAUACAGUCAUUUUGUUUACUUUUUGGUAAGAGUUAGUGCUCUACUCGUUGUAGCGCAGGUCAUAUGCGAGUGUAUAGAGGCGUGAGUGUAGUAACUGUAUGUAAGCUGGAGUGUGUUAGCAAUAUACGAGUAGAUUAAUGUGUUCUGCAAAGAGCAGAUCAUUGUGUGCUAUUGCUGAACUAGCAAAUGAUAUGGCCAACUUGUAUUCA